This is a messenger RNA of Suncus etruscus (white-toothed pygmy shrew), 1241 nucleotides long. It is a transcript of the gene SLC48A1, whose product is annotated as solute carrier family 48 member 1. The coding region runs from base 25 to 465 and encodes 146 amino acids. Gene Ontology annotation, cellular component: plasma membrane; lysosomal membrane. Gene Ontology annotation, biological process: heme transport. The transcript has 3 exons. Lineage: Eukaryota; Metazoa; Chordata; Mammalia; Eulipotyphla; Soricidae. The record is from RefSeq and is a predicted model, not a curated record. Gene Ontology annotation, molecular function: heme binding; heme transmembrane transporter activity.
CCCGCCCGCCCGCCCGUCCGCGCCAUGGCCCCGUCGCGCCGGCAGCUGGGCCUCCGCGCGGCCUACGCGGGCCUGGGCGCCCUGGCCGGCCUCUCCGCCUUCUGCGUCUGGACCGGGGUGUACGGGCAGCCGGCCACCGCCGCCCUGGGGGGCCUCGCAGGUGUGCUGGCGCUGUGGGUCCUGGUGACACACGUGAUGUACCUACAGGAUUACUGGAGGACCUGGCUCAAGGGCCUGCGGGGCUUCUUCUUCGUGGGCGUCUUCUUCUCUGUGGUCUCCGUCACUGCCUUCUGCUCCUUCCUCGCACUGGCCAUCACCCGACACCAGAGCUUCAUAAACCCCAACAGCUACUACCUCUCCUGCGUCUGGAGCUUCAUCGCCUUCAAGUGGGCCUUUCUGCUCAGCCUGUAUGCCCAUCGCUACCGGGCGGACUUUGCCGACAUCAGCAUCCUGAGCGACUUCUGACCCCGGGGUGAGGGCUGUGCUCCCCGGGAGUCCUGCAGACCUGGACUUGGCCUCUGAAACAACUGUAGGGCCUGGCCCACUCCCUGGAUUCUGGGGAUCCAGAACCGAGUGGCAGGAAAAGCACAGCAGGAGUGUGGCUUCCCUGGAAACCAGCCUAUCCUCUGGGGAAAGAUCUGGGUGACAUGGAAAGGAGGUCCUGCCCGCUGUUUUCAUGGGCUGGCACCUGGCUCCAGAGUUUCACAGAUGGAGCUUCUGAGCAGGGCCAGAGCCAGAAUUCGGGAAGGCAGAGGGCUCCGUGAAGUCCGUGGUGUGCUAGGGGCAGGUUGUUAGGCCUGUGAAACCGGGGCAGCCAGACCUGCCCUGACUUAAGACAUCCUGGUCCCGACCCCACUCCCAGCACCCUUCCUCUUGGCCCCAGGGAUUGCCUGUCACUUCUCUCCUCUGUUCCAAGACAGCCCCGGGCUCCUCUCCCCAGGCCUGGGGCAUGGUCUGGAGCGUGCUGUGCUGUGCUGCACCCUGCUAUGCUCCAUCCUCUCUUCACCACACCUGUCAUCGCUCUUGCCACCGUCCCCACCCCCCUCAAGGGCAGGGCUGCCCCUGAAGGCAGAUGAAGUAAGGGUUUGAGGGCAAGUGCUCCUGCCAACAGAAGGGCUUUGGCAGCCCUUCUUUAGGCAGCCCACCAUGGAGUUUAGUUUCCACCCCACUGCCUCCCUCUGCCCCUAUGGCACCCCAGUCAGCCUGGCCAUGAGAAUCCUGCCACAACCCCACCUUCCCCA